Malania oleifera is the source of this 3749-nucleotide messenger RNA. RefSeq names its product transcription factor PIF3-like. Gene Ontology annotation, biological process: regulation of DNA-templated transcription. The transcript is spliced from 7 exons. NCBI's taxonomy places the organism in Eukaryota, Viridiplantae, Streptophyta, Magnoliopsida, Santalales, Ximeniaceae. The coding region runs from base 1149 to 3305 and encodes 718 amino acids. Gene Ontology annotation, molecular function: DNA-binding transcription factor activity; protein dimerization activity. The record is from RefSeq and is a predicted model, not a curated record.
GAACGCUGAAUUCAGGAUUUGAUACUGGAAAGAAACGUGGACCGAGUCAGGUUAAGGCUGCAUUAACUCUGGUUAAGCUUGCCCAGGCUACAUUCACACUGGGUUGAACUUAAACCCCACGCUGCAUUUGCCAUUUGCCACGUUCUGCCAUACCUCGGUCCCCUCUCACCUUGCAAGCCUUUCGCCGUCUUCUACUGCUUGCACUUGCUCUCUCUCUCUCUCUCUCUCUCUCUCUCCUGGGAAACUCCAUUCUUUAUUUCUUUCUUUAACUUGGGAGGUGAACUACAGAUAUGUGAGCCUUGUCCUUUGGGAGGGGUUGAAGCUCUAUCAGCUCAUAAUUUCUGAUAUUCGCCAAUCAAGUCGAGCCCUUUGCAUUUUUAAUGCAUAUGGAUUAGUGUUCUAUGCGGACAUUAGGCGUGAUGAAGAGCUCCGCCUCAUUUCUCAUGCUGAAAGUUCGUGACUUUUCAUGCGAUUUAUUUGGGGUUUGCUGCUCGUGCACUGUGUAGUAAGGGGUGGUGGGAAUUGAAGCCGAGUUGGGUUUGUUUUAUUUGCCAUCUUCUGUUUAAUUUAAUUGAAAAAUCGGUCGAGGUUGUUUGAGAUUAUUAUUGUAUAAUAUUAGAAAUGUGAUCAGGGUUUAUCUGGGUUUCUUAUUUAAUGAUUAAAAGUGCGUAAAAGAUGCAAUUUUUUAACUCAGGAGCAGCUCAAUUUCGGAUCUUAAGGAACCAUUAAAGUGCUGCUUUGACUGUUAUUUUAUGCCUCCUAUAUAAAUAUCUUUUAUCUGGGUGAUUAGGACGUUAGCAUAAAGGAAGAUCUUAUUCUGCAAAUUUGAACUGUUAGACGAAAAAAACAGAGAAAAAAAAGAAGGGGGGGAGGGGGGGGGGGAGAGAGAGAGAGAGAGAGAGAGGAGUUCGUCGUUUCCUUCGCUUUUUAUUUGUGUUUUCUUGCAAGUUCAAACGGGAUUGUCUUGUAGUUCAUGGAAUUGCUUUGGGUUUAGAAUUUAGAGAGAGAGGUAUUCUCAGAGUUGAGGUUUUUAAAUUGGUUGCGAAAGCUGCUUGGGUUUCUAUUGCUUGGAAUUACAAUUAUAUAUAAGAAUGGAAUGCAAAGGAGUGCCAACUGCUGAAUAACAGCGUCUGGUUCAGGUCUUCAUCAUGCCUUUCUCUGAACUUCAUCGGAUGGCUAAGGGGAAGCUCGAUUCAACCCACCAGAAAACUGCCACUUGUUCAACCGAUCUUUCUUUCGUACCUGACAGUGACUUUGUUGAGCUAAUUUGGGAAAAUGGUCAAAUUGUGACGCAAAAUCAGUCCGGUAGAGCUAGAAAGAAUCAUUCCAUUUCUAACAGUUUCCCAUCUUACACCCCCAAGCCUCGAGAUAAAGACACUACUGGAAAUGCAGCCAAUUCAAGGAUGGGAAUGUUUGGAGCCAUGGAUUCUACAAUCUUGAAUGAUUUCCCGCUGUCAGUGCCAUCUGGCGAAAUGAGUUUGAAUCAAGAUGAUGACAUGGUACCCUGGUUUAAUUACCCAAUUGAUGAUUCAUUGCAACAUGAGUACUGUUCUUAUUUCUUGCCUGAGUUAUCUGGGAUAACUGUAAAUGACCAUUCUGCGCAGAAUAAUAGUUUUACAUCAAUAGAGAAGAGAAGCAACUCUAAUCUGUUAAUGAAGGUUACUUCUGGAGAUGGUGAACCCACAAGAACACGAAGUAGUCAUUUGCAUUCUUCCUUGUCAUCGCAUCAAUGCCAGACAUUACCAUCUCUCAGGUUGAGAGUUUCAGAUUCCAUAAGCAAUAAUACUAGCAAUGCUCACCAUACCAGUGGUACUAGGGAUUCAAUUCAAGUGGUAGCCUCGUCCGGUGGUUUCUCCAGCUUGAAUGUACAGAAGCAAGAUUCAGGACUUCCUAGUAUAAGCUCCGGUGUUAUAAAUUUUUCCCAUUUCGCCCGACCCGCUGCUCUCGUUAAGGCUAAUCUUCAGAGCAUUGGUGCUAUGGCUGCUGGAAAUGGAAGUAAGGAUAAAGUUUCUGCUGCAAGCAGUAGCAAUAAUGCCAAUUCCAUGCUCAACAAUUUGAAUGGUGCAUUACAGAAGGAAAUAGGUCCCCGUAGCCAAGCUAAUUUGAUUCCAUCCACAGUUGAUUCAAGUCCAUUGGUGACCAAGAUGUCCGAGCAGGCGACUCCUGCUAAGCAAUCAGAAGUUAUGUGCCAAGAAAAUACUGUUAAGAGUGAUAAAUUCUCAAAUCAAGUUGCUGGAAUGAGCUUGGCGAUAGGAAUGCCUGAUGCUGAAAGGUCUGUAGAACCAGCAGUUGCUUCUUCCUCUGCAUGCUCAGGAAAUAGUAUGGAGGGAGCUUCAAAUGAUCCCAAGCAGAAUAUGAAGAGAAAAUGCCAUGACAAUGAAGAGUCUGAAGGUCCAAGUGAUGGUGUUGAAGAAGAAUCAGUGGGCGUAAGAAAGGCAGUUCCUGCUCGAGGAGGUGCUGGUUCCAAGAGAAGUCGGGCUGCAGAAGUGCAUAACUUAUCUGAGAGGAGGCGAAGGGAUCGGAUCAAUGAGAAAAUGCGUGCAUUGCAAGAGCUCAUACCCAACUGCAAUAAGGUGGACAAGGCUUCAAUGCUUGAUGAGGCCAUUGAGUAUUUGAAGACACUUCAACUUCAAGUGCAGAUUAUGUCAAUGGGAACUGGAAUGUGUAUGCCUCCUCCUAUGAUGUUCCCAACAGGAAUGCAACACAUGCACACAGCCCAUAUGGCACAUUUUUCACACAUGGGUGUCGGAAUGAGCAUGGGCAUGGGCAUGGGCAUGGGAAUGGGUUUUGGAAUGGGAAUGCUUGACAUGAAUGGUGGUUCUCCUGGUUGCCCCAUGUUUCAGGCAUCCCCAAUGCAAGGAUCCUAUUUUUCCGGCCCACCUAUCUCGGGGCCAAAUAGUUUCCAAAGGAUGGGAGCAUCUAAUCUUCAAAUGUUUGGGAUUCCUGGUCAAGGACUUAAUAUGUCAAUGCCAAAUGCACCUUUCAUUCCUCUGCCUGGUGGGCCUCCAGCGAAGUCGACCAUGGGACUGAAUGCCUCAGGGGCAGCUGGUCAUGUUGAAGUUUCUGACCCUGCUCCUGCUUCAAGUCCAAAAGAUCUUAUUGAGAACACCACCUCACAAGUGAACCAGGAUACUCAUGCCAAUUGCUCAAUGAAUCAAAGAUCUAAUCAGGCAAGGAAUGAGGGUUUUUCAGAGUCUACUUUGGUGCAUGAAAGUGAUCAAGCGCCUGACGUUAGUGGCACUGAAACAAUUAACACUACUAGCAGAAAUGACAGUUUACCUGGUGGAACAGGUUUAGACUUCUGAGUGUAUCUGACGACUGUCACCACUUAAUAUCCUUGAAGUAAAAUUUGAUUGGCUUGAACAGGAAAAAGAAAACUUAUAUCUGCUUGAAUCUGCAGGUUAUGAUUGACGGCCAGUGCAAUAACCUUGUGGAUUGGAGGAUGAAUCCUUUGCUUGCUUGUUAAAAUCUAACUCAAUUAUCAGUAAAAUGGUUUUGUGAAGUUGCAGAAUGAAGUUGAAGCUCUUAAAUGAACUAUACUUUCAAGGCAUUACAACUAUAAGUUGUACAGAUUUGUACAUUGAAGAGAUUUGGAAUCCUUUUCUUGCUUUUGUAAAUUUACUUACACCACCAAUGCAGUUAAAUUAUAUUUUGAGUUUUGGAUCUUUUAGAAUGUAUUCAAAUGGGCUUUUCAGAACUAUGUUCUUAACAAUUCUUUGAAUUAAUGAAAUUUAAUCUACUUUUCCCAA